Danio rerio (zebrafish) is the source of this 1016-nucleotide messenger RNA. RefSeq names its product proteasome 26S subunit, non-ATPase 10 (gene psmd10). The record is from RefSeq and is marked provisional. NCBI's taxonomy places the organism in Eukaryota, Metazoa, Chordata, Actinopteri, Cypriniformes, Danionidae. Gene Ontology annotation, cellular component: nucleus; cytoplasm.
UCUAGAUUGAAUUGUCAUACUGGUGCUGCUCACCAAAGAAUUGUGAGAUGGAGGCGAGAGUUUCAAACGUUGAAGUCUGUAAUUUAGCUUACGGCGGAAAGUUUGAAGAAUUAAAGAAAUGCGUUUUGUCUGACAAUUCACUAGCGGCGAAAACAGACCAGGACAGCAGGACAGCUCUGCACUGGGCUUGUUCAGCUGGACACGUGAAUAUCGCGCAGUUUCUGUUGGACCUUGGAGUAGAAGUGGAUCUUAAAGAUGAUGCUUGUUGGACUCCUCUUCAUAUAGCAGCAUCUGCUGGGAGAGAAGAAAUCGUCAGAUCUCUAAUAUCCAAAGGAGCUCAGCUGAACUCUGUUAACCAGAAUGGUUGUACGCCGUUACACUAUGCAGCAUCUAAAAACCUAUACGAGAUAGCCCAGAUUUUGCUGGAAAAUGGCGCAGAUCCUAAUGCAACAGAUAAACUGCAGUCCACACCACUGCACAGAGCAUCUGCUAAGGGCAACUACCGCCUCAUUCAGCUUCUGUUGAAAGAGAGCGCUUCUACCAACAUUCAAGACUCCGAAGGAAACACACCACUUCAUCUUGCAUGUGACGAGGAGCGAGCAGAGGCUGCAAAACUCCUGGUGGAGCAUGGUGCCAGCAUCUACAUUGAAAACAAGGAAAAGAUGACUCCUCUGCAGGUGGCUAAAGGUGGGCUGGGCUCUGUGUUGAAACGCAUAGUGGAGGGUUGAUGAACCCUGACCAGAAAUUUAGGAAUGCACUUAAAGCUGUUUUUAUAAGCUGCUGGUCAAUAAUGAAUGCUUGUCGGAGUUUAAGGCUUAAAAAUAACAUUCUGAAUAUUAUGUGUUUUUUUCUACCAUAGAUGCUUUAUUUCUGUUAAAUCUACAGCUUGGUUUGUCUUUGUUAGUGUAAAUGUAAAAAGUUAUUUCUAAUUUUGUAUCACUCUGAAAAGAUCACAACAAAACUGUUUUCCAUCUUGAUGCUUGUUUUUUAAUAAUGAAAAUAAAUUGUAAUUAAAU